ACAUACACAUGUCAACUCGCCGCUAGCUCAGUCAACAUCCCAAAAAGUGGCGAUAAACGCCACUGAUAAUGGUCCAGUUUAGUAGAAUCUGCUUUCGGAAGUACGGAAACUUUGUAGAUAACCUCCGUCUGUAUGUCCGUGGAGGCAGCGGAGGCAUGGGUCUGCCCCGUUUGGGGGGUCAGGGAGGAAACGGGGGAGAUGUUUGGGUGGUGGCUACCAAGAACACGACCUUAAAGAGGAUUAAGGACAAGUACCCUGAGAAGCGUUUUGUAGCUGGACCAGGAGCCAACAGCAGUGUCAGAGCGCUGAAAGGAGAGAAGGGGAAGGAUAAGGAGGUCCUGGCUCCAGUUGGUAUCACAGUCACCACUGAUGACGGCCAAAUACUUGGUGACCUGAAUACUGAGGGUGAUCGUGUGAUUGUGGCAAAAGGAGGAGCAGGCGGCUCCUUCCACUCUAUUUUUGAGCCCAAAAAGGGCCAGACCAGACACAUACGGCUGGACCUGAAACUCAUCGCUGACCUGGGUCUUGUUGGGUUCCCAAAUGCAGGAAAGUCCUCUCUCCUGACUGCCAUGUCUAAUGCCACACCUCAGAUUGCCAGCUACGCUUUCACAACUGUAAGACCUGAGAUCGGCAAACUUAUGUUUGAAGAUUACAAGCAGAUUUCUGUUGCUGACCUCCCCGGCUUGAUCGAGGGAGCGCACAUGAACAAAGGCAUGGGCCACAAAUUCCUAAAGCAUGUGGAGAGGACUAAGCAGCUUCUGUUUGUGGUCGAUGUUUGCGGUUUCCAGCUGGCAAGCACAACGCGGUUUAGGUCGGCCUUUGAAGCUGUUCAGCUGCUCACCAAAGAGUUGGAGUUGUACAAAGAGGAGCUGCUCUCAAAGCCAGCUCUACUUGUUGUGAAUAAGAUGGACCUGCCUGACGCUGAAUACAAACUAGCAGAGCUGAAGGAACAACUACAAAACCCAGAUGAGUUCUCUGAUAUUUUGCCUGAGGAUAUGAUACCUAAGAACUACAUGAACUUCAGACAUGUGGUCCCUGUUUCUGCCUCCACUGGGUCGGGUGUCGAACAUUUGAAAAGGUGCAUUCGGGAAUCGCUUGAUGAAGGUGCAGCAAUGGAGAAUAAAGCCACCCAUCAAGACAGACUGCAGGCACUGAGGUUACAGUCAAAAGAGCAUUUGUGAUGAACAGAUAACGUCAUGCAUUUCAGCGGAACCUACAGUGUACAAUGACGGAUGAGCUGUCUGCCAAACAAAGAUAUAUUUGAACAUAAAUGGCAGGUAAACAGCAUCCACCUGUGACAACAGAAACUGUGCUGCUUAGUGCAGAACUGUCCACGGAAGCGAUGGCGGAUGACGGUUU
Plectropomus leopardus (leopard coralgrouper) is the source of this 1359-nucleotide messenger RNA. It is a transcript of the gene gtpbp10, whose product is annotated as GTP-binding protein 10 (putative). Gene Ontology annotation, cellular component: mitochondrion. Lineage: Eukaryota; Metazoa; Chordata; Actinopteri; Perciformes; Serranidae. The record is from RefSeq and is a predicted model, not a curated record. Gene Ontology annotation, molecular function: GTP binding; magnesium ion binding; GTPase activity.